AUGGCGACUGACGUGAAGUCACCGUUGGUCGACUACGGGCCCACCGCCCACACAAACCCCAACCUUUUCAAGCUCGAAAUCAAGGCAAAGCACGUCCUAUGCCACGAGAUUGGCGCCGGCUCGAAAUGUACAAGAUGCGGCCGUUGCCCAGGAUUGGACCUGCAUUUUUGGAGGAAAAUCUGCAAAGCCUGCAGCUGCCGAAUGGACGAGCACGACGUCAUCCUGCCCAACCAGUACGACCACGGCGAGCUUGUCAUCGGCCGUCUAUUCGGCUUCAAGGAACAGUUUGAGCACGUCGUCGCCGAUUCCUAUGAGCUGGCCAAGACGAAUGCCGACGCGGAACGUGACGCGGCUGAGGGACGCGUUACGCCUUUUGGGGUAACGCUACGGCCGGUAAAGCGGGAUGGUGGAUCCAGUCGGAAUCCCUCGCCCGGGCGAUGCGACUCGGCUUCUGCCCGUUCAUCCACCUCUCCGACCCCUACAGCCGCAACAUCAUCUACUCCUCGGAUCGUCACCGAAGCGUCGCUGAAUAUCAAACCUCCGCCAACGCACAUUGCCACCGUCAGCGAGCAGAAACGCACCGUCCCGACGGCCGUCUACAACUACAAAAUGGAGACGAACGGCAAGGAAAAUGAAAAGGUUGUCACCUACUAUUCAUGGGUGCCGAUACGGGACGAUCGACUGAUCGACAAAUACAUGCGGGCACUACCCGAGGAGGAACGACCCAUCCAGGGCACACGCGGCGAACAAACCCGCCGACAACGAUUGGCCUAUCAGGUCCCGCUGUACGAUUGCAACGUCGAGGACUGCCGCUUCGUGGCCGACCAGGACAAGGAGGUGUUGGGCAAGUUUGUGGAGAAUGUCCGGAAAAAUGUGAUCGGCGUCGGGAAAGUCGUAGAGGUGGAUUCGGCGGAGAAUAACGAUCGGAAACGGCGUGAAAUGAGGGAAUCUGGCAGCCAGACGGAGCGACCGCAGGGAAGUAGUCAUUCCGGGGCCGGAGAUCGAUUCGACGAGAUAGCCGAUGGUGUUGGAAAGAUGCAGGUAUCCCCUGGCAGCGCGUCUUCCCGAUCGCCUCAUUCUCCGGGUGCUGAACGGGCUACAGAAGUAAUCCAGGAGAUCGAUCCAGUUCCCUGCCGCACAUGCUCAAGCCAAAUCCAGGUCGGCGAGGUGGGAAUUCGGACAGACCAUGGGCAACGCGAGGAUACAUGGCACCCCGGGUGUUUCCGGUGCGAAGAGUGUCAGCAGCUCCUUGUGGAUAUGUUAUACUUCUUUCACCAGGGUAAAUACUAUUGUGGCCGGCACUUUGCCGAUCAGGUCUACCCGCGAUGUGCUGGCUGUGAUGAGCUAAUCUUCGCCAACGAAUACACGUGGGCUGAGGAAAAAUCGUGGCAUUUUGACCAUUUUGCGUGCUUCAAGUGUGACUUAAAAUUGGGAGGUCACCGCUAUAUGACAAAGGAGGAGCAGCCGUACUGCCUCGACUGUUUCGUUCAAUAUUUUGCCAAGACCUGUGCCAGUUGCCAGAAGAAAAUCCAGCCAGAUGAGAAGCGGCUGAACUACGAGGAAAUCCACUGGCACGCCACGGUCGAGUGUUUCCACUGUCAAAACUGCAGCGAACCGUUAAUUGGAAAGAAGUUUCUGUGGAAAGAAAACUGCCUAUUCUGCUCUAGCAAGUGCCGGCAAGAACAUAAGAAA
This is a messenger RNA of Mesorhabditis spiculigera, 1692 nucleotides long. The record is from the annotation of a GenBank genome assembly. NCBI's taxonomy places the organism in Eukaryota, Metazoa, Nematoda, Chromadorea, Rhabditida, Rhabditidae.